This is a messenger RNA of Haliotis rubra (blacklip abalone), 6075 nucleotides long. Its product is annotated as 5'-AMP-activated protein kinase subunit gamma-1-like. Lineage: Eukaryota; Metazoa; Mollusca; Gastropoda; Lepetellida; Haliotidae. The record is from RefSeq and is a predicted model, not a curated record. Bases 2050 to 3363 code for a protein of 437 amino acids. The transcript is spliced from 16 exons.
AGUAGGUGUUACUCUAUGCCCUGUUAGGCCCUGUUAUGCCCCGUACUAAGACCUGCAGCUUGUAUGACUUGCACUACGGACUGAGACACUCGAACAGCAAACAUCUCGGCAGUAACUCCAGCUCACAGCAUGUCUAAUUAUUGAGUGCAUGAGAAGAUUGUGUACAGGCAGUCUGAGUGUUCAGCAUCAACUGGCAGAUAUACAGCGUAUACACUGGUGGAUAUACAGCGUAUACAACAGUAUCUAACCAGUGCCGUAUCCCGCAAGUCAUCAGUGUUUAGAUCGUUUGUUUAUAGACCUGUGUCUGUUACAAUGGGAGUUGAGGCUGGGCCGAGCUGGAAUAACUCUGGGAUACCUGGCUGUAAUCACCUGGGUCUGGUCAGUGGUGAUGCUACCCCUGGUGGAUAUUCAGUUGGUGUGUUACGGAGCCUGUGUUUACUGUCGGUGUAAAUACGGCUGACUACAAAACAGCUGUCUUCAGUACUGGAACACAUAAAACUGAUUGGUUUCAGAUAUCUGUGAGUUACGAUUAUUCAAGCUGCAGAGACAAUCAGUUAACAGGUUUCUUCAGAGGAGAUUAGUUCUGAGGACAUUAGUUCGAGGACAGUACUUCUAUGGACAUUACUUCUAAGGACACACCUGAGGACAUUACUUCUGGGGACGUUUGUGCCAGCUGCUUAGAGAGUGUGUGUACUGUCAAUUAGGCACUCACCUGUUCCGGGUCAUGCAGGUUCUCAGUGUUUGUUUAUAUUAUUCUUGGUGCCACGUAAAGUAGUGUAAUCUAAGCACUAGGGCACUGGUGUUGGUACAUAGCAAAUGAAGUAUCAGUUUACAAACAUUUCAGUACUCCCACCAUCUGACAGUCGAAGGAUAAGUGGUCACAGUUGACUGGACAGUUGGGCAUUCAGUAGGGUGGUGUUUAUGUCCUUCAAACAGCGUUGACCGUCCACAUAACGAUUAGCUGAGAGGAGUCUUCACAGCUAGGAUCGUAAUAUCCCGAUCUGGUAUUUAUUUGCAGUCAGUUGGUAUAUCGGCUAACUAGUAUUGAUCACUUGGAUCUAUGAAGAUGGAUAUUGAGUGUUCCAAUCAUAGGAAAUUGUGUGGUACCGAUCACUGCUAGAUGACGUAAUGGAUAUACCACUACUAGUUUGGGGGGUAGUAGGAUUGGGCUCCGGUGGAUGGAUCCACAUUGAUCAAGAUUAAAAAUUCAGAUUUCUUGUGAAAGUAGACUUUGUUGGCUGUGUGUGGGAAUCCAUGGAUAGACUGUUGGAACAGUGAAUCAAUAGCGAGGUGUUCUGCAGACAGUUACUCUCAUCUACUGACAGAACGGCACAGCUCAGACCUCUUCGGAGCGUUUACAAUCAGUGGAAAUAUCACAACUCUCCAACACAAACAGUAUCAUUGGAUUUGCUAUGACUUACUUUGAUGUGCUUAAGCCAUGAUGGUUUACAGUUGAGGAAUAACGUGUGGACUUUUUGAGAAACGGUGUUGUCACAUUUACCAGCAUGAAUUUCCUUGGAUUUGAACGUCCCCGUCUACGACGGAAAUCGUAUGCAGCCCCCGGGACCCUGUAUGAUAUUCCUGAUACUGACAAACCUGUUGAUUUUUACCAGGAACAAAUGCUGAUAAAGACCCAGAAAAACCAGCGGAGACGGGGCUCCGUCCCCGCCCGGACUACGGACCUAAGUGCCUUUGCGAUGCCUCUCCUAGACUCCGAUGUGGCAGAUGGGAGUAUGAUGGAUGUAGACCAAGACUUCCGUCCCCGAGCGGGAUCCACAGGUCUCAAAAGCCUGCUCAGCGGGAAAACUAGGCAACGAAACAAAUCGGGGGAAGACAGCAAAAGUGGUUCUCCCACAACAUCUUCAAAAGUGAAAAACUUUUUUGAUAAUUUUCGUCCACGUUCCAAAUCGGAUGUGUCUGGUAUGAAAAAGCCUGGGAAAAAGCAUGCAGUAGCAAUGGAACGUUCAAUGGACGAGUCGCAGCUUCAUGUACACGGAGUUACCCCGACAAUGUUAGCCCCACGGGGCCCUGCAGACCCUAUAUCCCCCCAUGGGGCAGAUCUUGGAGGGACAAAUGCUGGAUGCUAAAGGGGACAGAGCCAGGCAUAAGUCAGGGCCUUCUACCCCUGUUGAACAGUUUAUGAAUAAAUUUCGGACAAGGUCAAAUUCAGAUUCAAGGCCAAGGUCACCAAGGAAAAAGCUAGAGACUCAGAAAAGUUUCAGUCCUCCAAGCAGUCCAUCAUCACUAAGAGACGGGAAGUUAUCGCCCCUCCGGUUCCAGUCCAGCAACGAGCCUAAGUCCGCACCACCCACCAUGGCACGAUCCUUCCAGAAUGACCACUCGCAUGCAAUUAUAUACAAGUCCGACCUCAUGAAGUUAUCAAUGGACUCUGAUGUCGACAAAAUGGAAAUAGAAGAUUUAGAUGAAAACGAGGAACAAGUUUUUGCCAAAUUUAUGCGUGCCCACAAGUGCUAUGAUCUCAUUCCUACGAGUGCAAAGCUGGUCAUAUUUGAUACACAGUUAAACGUUAAGAAAGCAUUUUUUGCGUUGGUGUACAAUGGUGUUCGAGCGGCGCCACUGUGGGACAGUGCGAAACAAGACUAUGUUGGGAUGCUGACAAUUACUGACUUCAUCAAUAUUCUGAAGAUGUACUACAAGUCUCCACUGGUGCGGAUGGAUGAGUUAGAAGAUCACAAGAUUGAGACCUGGAGAGAAGUGCUACGAGACAAGCAGAAGCCAUUUGUGUGCAUCGACCCCGACGCUAGCUUGUACACCGCCGUCAAGACGCUGAUAGAGAACCAUGUUCACCGUCUACCUGUGGUGGACAAGAACACUGGCAAUGCUAUCUACAUCCUCACGCACAAGAGAAUACUGCGCUUCCUACAUCUAUAUAUUCAGGAUCUACCCAAACCCUGCUACAUGUUGAAGAGCAUACGGGAUCUGGGUAUAGGAACAUACGACAACGUCAUUACGACAUCCCAGGACACACCGCUGAUCAAGGCUCUCAACAUGUUCAUGGAUCACCGGAUAUCAGCCUUGCCGGUCGUCGAUGAACAACACAAGGUCGUCGACAUAUAUGCCAAGUUUGAUGUCAUCAACCUGGCAGCGGAGAAGACAUAUAACAACCUUGAUGUGACCAUAGCCCAGGCUCUGCAACAUAGAUGUGAUGGGUUUGAAGGGGUAGCGAAGUGUAUGGAGACAGACACGCUGGGCCAAGUGAUGGACACUAUCGUCAAGGCAGAGGUACAUCGGCUGGUGGUGGUUGAUGUGGAGGAUCAUGUUGUCGGCAUCGUGUCUCUCUCCGAUCUUCUUACAUUCAUAGUUCUCAAACCAAUGGGGGUUGAACCCUCCAAGAAGUCUUGAUAUGCAAAUACUCAGGGGAUCUUUCUGUGAUGAUUGUCAACAAAAGAAGCUAAGCUGGACUCGGCCGACCCGCACGUUACUCGGAACUGCCAAUGGGACUGACAUGGAGGCAGCUGAUUGAGCUGUGAUAUUAAACAUAUCCUCAACAAGCCUCGUCGCCAAAUGGCAACGCCAACACUGUAUUUUGGAACAUCUAAGGAUGGGUUGGUCGAGCUGGACCGAACUGAUUAUUACUAUUAUUCUAUCUGCUGUAGACUGACAGGUACUGUUCGAUCCUUCAAGGCAGCCAGAGCUUUCACAACCCAUCUUAGUCUAGAAUCGGGAUGGGACACGUUAGCUAGUGAGCACUGGUACCAAGAAUACAAGACCAAGCUUGAAAAAUUGUUUGAGGAAAUUGUUAGUUCUUGUUGACAGUGUUUUGUGAAAGGUGUUGAAAGAAAUGACUGCUGUUUUUGAGAUGGGAAAAUGAAAGAUGUGUAAGAGUUGCAGCCUCCCAGAGGAUCGACGAGGUCCGGUUUCAGAACCUACAGCUGCAGCCUCCCAGAGGAUCGAGGAGGUCCGGUUUCAGAACCUACAGUUGUCACAUUGUUUUGUAUGAGAAGCAGCUAGCAAGAUUUGUGAUCUGAAGGAAUGAAAGACCAUACCUUUUUAUUUUUGGUUUUGAUAUUAAACUUAGGACCUUUUUAUCCCUGAAAAAAAUAGAUAUCAAGUUUGCUUGGAAUUCAUGCUUGGGUUGUGAAGGUAAGUCAAGCUCGUUUUGGCUCCAAGUCGUUGUCAAGGAUCUCUUGAAUUUGAGUACUAUUUUGAUUGUGAAUUGUUACAGGACAAAUCAUGGAGCCCAUUCAUCUCUUCAUGUUUGUUCACUUUGUAUAUUGAGUAUUGUUGGGAUGGAAAUUUUAGCAGGAUUGGUUGUACUGUUGUGAUAACGUGUGUCAUACAUAACUAUGCAAGUACAUUGAUUAUAUUAAUGAAGUAAUCAAAACAUUGAUUAGAUGGUAUUGAUAUUAUGGUGACUAGUUUUCAGGGCAUGGUUCAGGGCAUUAAUGACCUGGAGAGGUCAAUGGAGAUGUAGGAGUCCGAUAUGGCGUCGGAUCAGAGACGAAUUUAGGUACUGGUAGCCUUUGAAAUAUUGUUACGAGGUGAGCUUGUUAAUGCAAUAUGUGUGCAUCUCAGAGACAAGAACUUCUGGGGGGUCAGUUGUGUGUCCGCAAGUGUCUUUCCUAGGGAAAUCAUGCUAAAGUUUUCCAAUGACGACUAGUCUGUUGUGAUUUUGUUGAUGAUUGUGUGGUCAGCUGGUGAUGUCAGCCAUUGCAAGUUCAUUUCCAUUGCGGUUAUGGUUUUCACAUGGGCAAAGAUACUUAUUAAACACCAACGUUUGAUUUCUUUUGAAACCUGUCUGAAUUGUACAUUGUGCUCAAAGUAGGGUUUUGCUGGGUAUAGAAACUUGGCCUGAACUCAUUGCUGGAUUUCAAUGGUAAUAUCACAAUCAACUUCUUUCUUUCUUUGUUUUCUUAUCUUCAUCCAAGUUGAAAUGUGUGGAUAAUUUCUUUUCCAUGUGUGUUCAAAUAGGAAAAUCUGAGUUAAAUCCCUUUAAAUCUUGAUUUUGUCCAUUUCUAAUCUUGAUAUGUAACCUGUAAAAUGUGUGAAAAGGGAGACAUUGUCCAAGACAUCUGUAAAAUCUUCAUGUAAUAUUUGAGCUAGCAGACCAAGUGGGAUUUGAAUGACUUGAAUCUAAAGUGCUAGGACAGCAAGUUAUCCCCCUGAAGGAGUGUUAAGGAUAACAUUUUCUGCUAAUGAAUCAGUAGUAAGAUAGAGACCUGUUUGAGACUGACUAGAUGUACUGUGGCUGUAGAGAGUGUACAAAGUGUUGUGUAUAUAUUGAGUAUGUCCAGAGCUAACAGAUGCUAUGUGUGUGUACAGUAAAUGCUUUAAGGUAUAUAACAUGGAUCCCGAGGCUGUUCUCGAUUGAAGUGUAUUUUGUCUCUGUGCUGUUAUGAUCAACACACUGGAACCAUUUCUCGCAUUUGUCAAGAUUGAAUGAGUUGCUAAAAAUUCCACUCAAUUACCCAGUUCUUAGACAAUAAUAUCACCACCUUUUACAAAGCAAUGAGUCGCUAAAAAUAAUUCCUCUGAAAUUACUUUGUUCUUUCUUGAUAGAAACGGGGAAGUGGGGUAGCCCAGUGGAUAGAACUUGUCAUGCUGAAGACCCGGGUUCGAUUCCCUACAUGGGUACAGUGUGUGAAGCCCAUUUUUGGUGUCCCCUGCUAUGAUAUUGCUGGAAUAGUGCCAAAAGCUCUGUAAAAAUAAAUCUCUCGCUUGAUAGAAACACAAAUCUAUAAGCCGUCCCUACCCAUCUUUCAGUCCUGGACUCAAUUAAGUGUAACAAGGCUCAUCAAAGGCCAUGAAUUUGUAAUUAGAUCUAUGGUAAAUUCAAAUUCCAAAGACGUAUUUUAAUUGGUUGAUGAUUUCAGGGUAUAUGUCAUAAUAGAACCGAGGAAUGAUACAGUUGGUAAUUGAGGAUGGUCGUGACUUGCUGGCAGCAAUGCAACCCAGACGUCACGGAAACAACGUGGAGACACAGGAGUGAGUUUGAUGACAUGUGGAGUUGCGUAUCUGCUGUGUUGGUCCAUAUAGUUGUACAGAUCAGAGGAUAGACAAUAUUAUGUUGACAGUUGCCCAGGUUGUCAAUAAAUAAAUUAAUUCUGUACAGUG